This is a messenger RNA of Dermatophagoides pteronyssinus (European house dust mite), 1205 nucleotides long. RefSeq lists its product as uncharacterized. The record is from RefSeq and is a predicted model, not a curated record. NCBI's taxonomy places the organism in Eukaryota, Metazoa, Arthropoda, Arachnida, Sarcoptiformes, Pyroglyphidae.
CAACAGAUUCACUGUGUACUGCAUCAGCUGAGUGAUUCAUGUGGAUAAUGCUGCUUCUGCCGUCAACUUGUUUGAGGACCAGGACUUUAUCGUUGGUCAUCGCUAGCCGUAGUUUAUCCAAUCAGUUGAUCCAGAUCGAUCAACAUCAUGUUCGCGAGCGACAAGUUCGUGUUUGUCGACGUUUUGGUCAGAAUAAUUGGCUGUUGAGACCUUGGUUUCUUCGUUACAUACCUCGAGAUGGCUACCCGAUUAAUGUUCGUUACGUGGAUACCGAUCCCGACAACAAUGCAAACCGACCGGUGAUUGUGCUGCUACACGGAACCCCGGGCAGUUAUUAUGAUUAUUUUCGUUUUAUUGCUGAUUUUGGUGAUCGAUAUCGAUGUAUAGUGCCUAACUUUCCCGAUUUCACCCACACCAUUCAAAGUGGUGGCUGUUUUUGGCAUUCGGCUGAAGAAAAAUCAGAAUUCGUUGCCGAUUUGUUGGCAGAUUUGAAAAUUAGCCAUGUUCAUUGUUUAGUAGCGCAUUCAUUGUCUGUUUAUACGGCAUCCUACCUAUGGAUUUAUGCUAAUCAAAAGCCUUAUUUCGAUCUUGAUUCGAUAUGUUUGAUUAGUCCGGCCGGACGAUUUCGUUACCGGAGGCGACAUCGUAUUCGAAUGCGAUUACUCAGUCAAAUGUGCCGAAUGUUAUGGUUGCGGAAAAUGAUUCCCCGAACGUGGUUGGCCAAUCGAUCGGCAGUAACACCUUUGUUGUCUUCGACCAACAUGCUGGCCAAUAGAAACAUUGCCAUGUGGAAAACAUUGACUGAAAAUCUGUCCAACUAUGAUAGCUAUCACUUGCGAUUGCGAGUAUUGGCCAAUAAUCUUCAAUUGCCAACACUAUUCAUAUACAGUUCGAAUGAUAAACUUUAUCCUGCCGAUCUGUACUAUGAACAACUCUAUGAAUUGCAAAUAACUGGCGAUGAAUUUGAUAAAUAUGAACAUUAUGAAAAUCGUUUGGUACAAGUUGCUGCCGACCAUCACGAUCGUUGGAUACGGGUAGUUGAUUUUAGUGGCGGUGGACACUAUCUUCAUAACACACAUAGCUAUCUUAUUCAUUCCUACAUCGAUGAACUGCUCAACAAUAUCACUUGAACACACACAAUCAAAUGCCGAAAAGGAAAAGAUAACCAUUAUUUAUUGUUUAAUCAAUGAAAUAUAAUAUUAAAU